Messenger RNA from Lepisosteus oculatus (spotted gar), 2148 nucleotides. It is a transcript of the gene adck1, whose product is annotated as aarF domain containing kinase 1. NCBI's taxonomy places the organism in Eukaryota, Metazoa, Chordata, Actinopteri, Semionotiformes, Lepisosteidae. The record is from RefSeq and is a predicted model, not a curated record.
AUUUAACAUUACUGAAAAUAAAUCAGUCCCGUUGGUGAAUAUCGAUUCAGAGUAAUCUUUUGAAUAAAAAAAUAAAACGAGACUGCCCCGAUCAUCAACUACAUUGUCCAGGGUGCCUUGCGCAGAGCAGGUCGAGAAUAAUUGAGGUCGGGAGUUGAGAGGUCGUCUGGACCGCCCCGUUUGUACUGGAGCUUCGCAGCUGGCGUGGGCAGUGCUGUGGGAGAACAGAGCGUGUGCUUCCUCCUCUCCACAUUGCAGUGCCCUCAUGGCUGGACGGCUGCUGAAGGUCUCCUCGCUGGCCACGGCCCUGUUGGCCUCUUCGGGGUUCUGCUGGUAUCACAGGCCUGUGGAUCUCAAUGACAUCAGCUUCAUCCGGUUCGGAAGAGCUGCGGUCACGACCGCAGUUAUCAGUUACGACUACUUCACAUCUCUCCGAAGAUUUGAAUAUGGGACUGAGGAAUACAGCGCUGCCAAGUCAGAGGUUCACCUCCGCUCUGCAGAACGCCUCAGGGAGCUGUGCUGUGCCAACAGGGGGACCUUCAUCAAAGUGGGGCAGCACCUGGGGGCUCUGGAGUACCUGUUGCCCGAGGAGUACACCCGCACGCUGAAGGUGCUCCACAGCAGGGCGCCCCAGAGCUCUCUCCAGGAGGUCUUGCGCGUCGUAAAGGAAGACCUGGGCGAAGAGGUGGCGCAGUUGUUCGUGAGCUUCGAAGAAGCGCCUCGAGGGGCAGCUUCCUUAGCGCAGGUGCACAGGGCCAGGCUGCGCGAUGGCAGAGCAGUGGCUGUCAAAGUGCAGCACCCCAAAGUGCAGAGGCAGAGCUCCAAGGACAUUGCAGUCAUGGAGUUCCUUGUGCACGCUGUGACCUGGCUGUUCCCUGACUUUGACUUCAUGUGGUUGGUGGAGGAGGCCAGGAGGAACCUUCCCUUGGAGCUGGACUUCUUGAACGAAGGCAGGAAUGCUGAGAAAGUGGCAGAGAUGCUCAAACACUUCAAAUUCCUCAAGGUGCCAAAGAUUCACUGGGACCUCUCAACCACACGUGUUCUGACCAUGGAGUUUAUGGAUGGCGGGCAGGUGAAUGACAGAGAGUAUAUGAAGGAGCAUGACAUCGAUGUCAAUGAGAUUUCCCAGAACCUGGGAAAGAUGUACAGCGAGAUGAUUUUUGUAAAUGGGUUUAUACAUUGUGACCCCCACCCAGGCAAUGUGCUGGUCAGGAAGUGCCCGAAAACCAGUGAGACUGAAAUUAUAUUACUCGAUCAUGGGCUGUAUCAGGUGCUGGACCAGCAGUUCCGCCUGGACUACUGCCGCCUUUGGCAGGCGCUGAUGAAGGCAGACAUGAGAGGCACAGAAAAGUACAGCCGCCGCCUGGGAGCCGGCGACCUGUAUCCCCUCUUUGCCUGUGUCCUGACUGCCCGGUCCUGGGAUUCGGUCAACACUGGAAUCAGUCACACUCCUGUCACGCAUGCAGAGGAUGUGGAGAUCCGAACGAACGCUGCCCUGUAUCUACCUCAGAUCAGCGAGCUCUUAAACAAGGUGCCUCGCCAGAUGCUCCUGCUUUUAAAGACAAAUGACCUUCUGCGAGGCAUCGAGACAACCCUCCAGACCCGAGCCAGCGCCAGCUCCUUCAUCAGCAUGUCCCGGUGCUGCGUCCGGGCGCUGGCCAGGCAUAAAAAGAAUAAAUGUGUGUCCACAUACAGAAGAAUGAAAAUUACCUUCUCGGAAACAUUCACCCUCUGGCAAAUCGAUGUAUAUGAACUCUUUCUGAGGAUUAGGGGUUCAACACUAGGAAAAUGGAUCGUUAGCUUGAUGUGCCUGUUUCACUAUGUGCAUUGAGUCAGACUGGUACUGUAGUGUAUGUUUUUCUGUUCCAGGAAACAGUCCUCCAUUCUAACUGCUCUCACAGACUGUUUUAAUACUUUACCUCACUAUUUGUACUUUCCAAAACACAGAAUUUGAACUGUGGCUUUCCCUCAUCAUGUACUGAAAUGCACUGUCUGAAUAAAUAUUUUUUCCUAUGCAGAUCUGCAGUAUUUGUUAUGAUAAUGACACUGGUCAUUUAAUAGUUUUCAGUACUGUUUUUCUGAAGUGUUAUGACUAUGUAACUGCAUUAUUAAGUAACAUUUAGCAAUUAUAAUAAAAACCUUUGCUUA